CGGCUAUAUUAAGAAAGUAGCCGGCGCUUUAUAUACCAGCGCCCAGCUGCAGCCUGCAGCACUGGUGGAGCCAGACUCAGAGCGGUGGAAGCCGGGGGCCCUCGCUGUCCACGUUGCUCAAGACUCUGCCCCACAAAAUACCCUCAGGCGGCUGCAGGCGCGCGGCGCAGGCAGCGGAGAGGCGCAAGCCGUACAGGGAGAGGAGACGGCGGGCUGCCUCCGGAGAGCCCCGGCUGCGGGAGGCGGUGAGGCGAGCUAGCCAGGCAGCCUGCAGAGCGGGGCGGUGCAGCGAUCCCCCUGCUUCAUCGCAGCCCGGCAGGGGAGAGCGCGGCAGCGACAGAGCCCCGGGGCCCCGGGAGGAGACAGCGGCGGUGCAGCGAUCCGGUUUCAGCCCCAGCCCGCGUGGUGCGAGAGGCAACCCCCCCUCCCCGCUCGCUUCGCCCAUCCCAGCUCGCCACGGUGCCCUGUAGACAGCGAGAGGGAGGAGGAGGCAGGGGGGCGGGUGGCGAAGAAGGCGCCUCCAUCGUCCUGCUGCACCACAAGGCGAGCUUGGCGAGCCUGGCCAUGGCCGCGAUCCGCAAGAAGCUGGUGGUGGUGGGGGACGGGGCGUGCGGCAAGACCUGCCUGCUGAUCGUCUUCAGCAAGGACGAGUUCCCCGAGGUCUACGUGCCCACCGUCUUCGAGAACUACGUGGCGGACAUCGAGGUGGACAGCAAGCAGGUGGAGCUGGCCCUGUGGGACACGGCCGGCCAGGAGGACUACGACCGCCUGCGGCCCCUCUCCUACCCGGACACCGACGUGAUCCUCAUGUGCUUCUCGGUGGACAGCCCGGACUCGCUGGAGAACAUCCCGGAGAAGUGGGUGCCCGAGGUCAAGCACUUCUGCCCCAACGUGCCCAUCAUCCUGGUGGCCAACAAGAAGGACCUGCGCAACGACGAGCACGUCCGCAACGAGCUGGCCCGCAUGAAGCAGGAGCCCGUGCGCACCGAGGACGGGCGGGCCAUGGCCAUGCGCAUCCAGGCCUACGACUACCUGGAGUGCUCGGCCAAGACCAAGGAAGGGGUCCGCGAGGUCUUCGAGACGGCCACCCGCGCCGCCCUGCAGAAGCGCUACGGGGCCCCGAGCGGCUGCCUCAACUGCUGCAAGGUGCUAUAGGGCGCGCCGUGGGGCUGCCUUGGGGUCACUCGCCCGCCGGGACCGGGGGGACGCUGCACGGGAGGGAGGGGAGGCUGCCCCUGCUAGGAGCCGCGCACUGGAGGUGAAGUGGGGAGACCCACGCGCUUUGCCCAGGGGGGGAGAGAGCUGCGGAGGGGGAGGCGCCCAUCGUCCAGAGACCGAGGCUGCUGCCAUCCCCUGCAAACCAAUCGCUCAAGGACUGUGAAACGCAGCCAGAAACCGCUUGCUGCUGAGAUUUAGGCAGCAGGGCCGGGGUGGGGUGGGGGGAAUGGACGCAGCUCCUCUCUCGUCUCUCCAGCUGGGGUUAUUAACCCAACAUCUACAACACCAAGACAGUCUCCUUUGUGAGCGGGGAUCAAUGCACAUGGGACACCUGGAAGAGACGUCCUCCUUCCCGUGUGUGCGCUCUUCCUACCCCAGGCCCUGAGUGCUUUGGGGUGGGGGCUGCAUUUCUCAGACUUCCUGCAGACCACCAGCAGCAAACACCUCCCACAGGGCCGAUUUCCUGGACUGAGCUGACCUCCGAUGUACCUGCUGUGUAACAUAGCUCUUUGAGGACUUGGAUCAAAAGGGGCAUCAGGGAGGGGUGGGUUAUCCAGUGUGUAUAUACCUAAAUAUUAUUUUUGUUUGAACUGGGAUACUGAAAGGUGUGUUUAUUAUUUAAAGUAAACUGGGGAGUGGGUGCCAAACUACUCUGCCCAGCUUCAAUUUCAGUCAUUGAGAGGAACAGACACCCUUCCCUAGCGCAGUCAAGAAUGACUAAAGCCUGCUGUUUAAAAAGCUGAACUGACUCCAGUUGUAGAAGUCACCCAGCUGAACUAGAAAAGAUUGAUCUGCUGUCUCUUUUCCUUAGACAUCAAUCUCCUGAUGACUGUCACAGUAUGAUGGGAGAGGGCGGGGAGAAGCCCAAUGUUGCCAUGUAUUAUCUGGGUGCCUGCUCCUUCAGUUACAGUUGUCUUCUGCAAUUGUGUUGCUUUGGUUAAUUUAAAAAAAUCAUUAUUUUCCAGUGAGAACUUACUUUGCACAACUGGGUGUUAACUUUUUAAUUUUAACACUUGUCAAAUGCAUAGAACACUGUAGUAUUAUGAACACUUUUGACAUAGUAACCUCAUCUGUUUUGGAUUUCUUUUAAAAAUGUCAAAUAAAUAAAACCACUGUAUUUCUUUUGAAAAGUGAGUGGAAACACUGGCUCCUUCCUCUUCCCUUCCAGAGCAGUUUAAAGUAUUUGGGCUUAUUUAAACUUUAUUUUUACAGGGCAGCCAUUAAACUUGUGGUUCUCUGGUUCAGAGAACAAACCUAUCCAUCUAUUUUUGUCUUUUAUGAGGUAUUUUGGUUUCCCUUUUUUGACAGUGGUACUAAGACUGUUUUGUUUAGGGGUUUGUUUAAUUUUUAAUGAACUGACAUGGCAAAAGCAAUGAGACUUAUAUGAUGUUUACAUAAAGUUAUAUAAGCUGUGUAUGCAGUUUUUUAUGUAAAGUAUUAAAAGACUCUAUGAUGACAUUCA
Molecule: messenger RNA, 2680 nt
Organism: Chelonia mydas (Green sea turtle)
Lineage: Eukaryota; Metazoa; Chordata; Testudines; Cheloniidae
Gene: RHOB
Product: ras homolog family member B
Exons: 1
Coding region: 565-1155 (196 amino acids)
Biological process (GO): small GTPase-mediated signal transduction
Molecular function (GO): GTP binding; GTPase activity
Source: RefSeq, a predicted model, not a curated record